AUGGCAGAUGAGCUAACAAAGAAGUACAUUACGCUAAUUAAGACGGCCAGGCAGAAAAAGAAAGAAAAUGAGGUUCUGUAUCCGCUGUAUAAAAAGAGCAACGAGCUUUUGAAGGAGAUUGAAACCACACAGGAGCUGCGGCUUGACUCAUGCUUAGUAAGCGAAAUAAUAGGAGAAGAGAGCAAGAGAAUCUUUAUGGAGUGCAGCAAUAAUAUCACACUAAAUGGAUAUAUUGAGCUGGUAACAACGAACCUUGACGUGCACAGGCAGCUUGCUAGCAAAUAUUUUAGAGGUGCAUACUUUCCGCCUAUCCUUACACUUUCCGGAUCCAAGCAAGACGCGCCUGCACGAAAGCCCAAAAAGACAAAGACAGAAAAAGCACAGGAAAGGCCGGACAAAAAUGAAGAGCUAAAGGAAGAGCAGAUAGAUGCUCCAAAGGAGAUUAAAAAGAUAUAUGGAAUUCUAAAAGAGAUUGGAGAGGUGGAGCUUUAUAGACUUGUGAUAAAUGUUGACUCGUUCAGCAAAACAAUAGAAAACUUUCUAACUCUUGCAUCUACGCUAAAAGUUGGGCGAGCAUUUCUAUUAAAGAAAAAUGAGACCCUUUAUGUGAGCAAUACAAAGCCAGAUGAGAAAUAUAUGCUGAACAGCACGCACUGCAUUAUGGGAAUCACAAGCGAAGAGGCGGACAAAAUACGAAAGGAUCUAGGGAUUACUGAAAACAUGAUAUAA
Molecule: messenger RNA, 729 nt
Organism: Nematocida ausubeli
Lineage: Eukaryota; Fungi; Microsporidia
Exons: 1
Coding region: 1-729 (242 amino acids)
Source: RefSeq, a predicted model, not a curated record